GUACACGUCGCGCACAUGCAAUCAUUUCUUCACUUCACUGUCACUGCACUUUCUCGAAACAGCCCAAUCCUUCUCGUUCUUCUCCUCUUCGCUUCCCUUCUCGCGCUUUUCAGGCUCUUCUUCUCUGUAUUGCGCGCGCAGCUUUUGUCCAUGGCGUUUGCUCACUGCUUGCUAGCUGUUCCUGUUGAUACUUCAAAUCACCCAAAAACUACAAUUCCCAAUUCUUUUUCUUCUCCUUCUGCUGCUGCUGCUGAGUCCCUGUCUUUAUCUCUCUCUUCGUUUUCUAUUGGAUCUAACUCCCGAAAACUCUCUAUCUUUCCCAGACUCCAAAGAAUUGGACAUAAAGCCAAGGCUAAGGCACAAGAAUCUGAAGUCAGUUUAGCUGCAGAUGCCUUUACUCAUUUCAAACAUCUGCUUCUGCCAAUCACGGACAGGAACCCUUAUCUUUCUGAGGGUACAAGACAGGCUGCUGCUACUACCGCUGCAUUAGCGAAGAAAUAUGGGGCUGACAUCACUGUUGUAGUUAUUGAUGAAAAGCAGAAAGAAUCAUUUCCAGAGCAUGAAACCCAAAUGUCUAGCAUUCGCUGGCAUCUCUCUGAAGGUGGAUUCCAAGAAUUCAACUUGUUGGAGCGGCUCGGUGAAGGGAACAAGCCCACCGCCAUCAUUGGUGAUGUUGCUGAUGACCUAAACUUAGAUUUGGUAGUAAUAAGCAUGGAAGCAAUUCAUUCCAAGCAUGUGGAUGCCAACUUACUGGCUGAGUUCAUUCCUUGCCCUGUCUUACUUUUACCAUUGUAGAUUCCAGCCUUUGCCUUGGAGAAAACAGAAACCUACCAAUAUUGUUAUUGAAAGUGGAGCCUUCCCCUGAUGGUCUUUUUAGUUUUGAUCCAGUUUGUUUAGCUUUUUAUUUUUGGGUAAGCUUGUUCAAGGGCUUGUGGGUGGCCUAGGUUGACGAAAGCAGUUUUUCAAGUUAUUGUGAAUAGUUGCGGGUGCGCAUGAUCAAUCUAGGAAGGGACCAAACCUACUUUUGGUGGUGUUUUUAUCGUUUAUUAGACAUGAACUGAUGAUGGUUAUAUUCUACUAAUCUCUGGAAUUUGCUGUA
Hevea brasiliensis (rubber tree) is the source of this 1099-nucleotide messenger RNA. RefSeq lists its product as uncharacterized. NCBI's taxonomy places the organism in Eukaryota, Viridiplantae, Streptophyta, Magnoliopsida, Malpighiales, Euphorbiaceae. The record is from RefSeq and is a predicted model, not a curated record. Bases 16 to 795 code for a protein of 259 amino acids. The transcript has 5 exons.